UAGUGUAGUGUACUGAAGUGAGCCGUAGUGUUGUCAGUGUGUUGUCGGCAAGUCGGACACUGUUUUCUCUGACAUUCACAUACGUGCUCCUUUAUUUCAUCGUUUACACCAAAUAUUGUUUUAAUUCGCUGGAGAAUUGAAGAAUGAGCUACUGACAUCGCGGCUACCACAGUCCAUUGUCGUUAUUCCUAAAGAAGUUAUUUUCUGAGAAUAUCAAAUUAUGAACGACCAACGCAGAAAUAAGAAGCUUAAAACCGAAGUAAAAAAAAUUAUGGUCUUUAGACCAACUUGGUCUGAAUUUCAAAAUUUUAGUCGUUAUGUGGAAUUUAUGGAGUCUCAAGGAGCUCAUAGAGCUGGUAUUGCUAAAGUUAUUCCACCGCCAGAAUGGAUUCCUAGAAAAUCCAGUUAUUACGAUGAUGAUAUAAUGAAUAUGGUUAUUCCUGCACCAAUCUGUCAAGAUGUUCAAGGAAAACAAGGCAUUUAUCGUCAACUCAAUAUACAAAAAAAACCUAUAACAGUAGCACAGUACAAGAAGUUAGCGGAUUCCCCUGAAUAUAUGACACCGGAUUAUUUUGAUUUUGCUGAAUUGGAGAGAAAAUAUUGGAAAAACAUUCUUUAUAAAUCCCCAAUUUAUGGUGCAGAUGUUUCGGGGUCCAUUACAGAUAAAGAUGUAGAAGUAUGGAAUAUCAAUAAGUUGGGUACAAUUUUGGAUUACGUCAAUGAAGAUUAUGGAAUAAAAAUUGAUGGUGUAAAUACUGCUUAUCUGUAUUUUGGUAUGUGGAAAACAUCGUUUUCCUGGCAUACCGAGGACAUGGAUUUAUACAGCAUAAAUUAUGUACACGAAGGAAGUCCGAAGACUUGGUAUGCAAUACCACCAGAAUUUGGACGAAAAUUCGAAAGAAUGGCUAGUGGUCUAUUUUCUUCCGAUUUUUCAAUCUGUCCAGCUUUUCUUAGACAUAAAAUGUCCAUCAUAUCUCCACAAUGGUUAACUACUCAUAGUAUUCCAUUCGAUAAAAUCACACAGGAAAAAGGAGAAUUCAUAAUAACUUUUCCAUAUGGAUACCAUGCUGGUUUUAACCACGGAUUUAAUAUGGCUGAAUCGACCAACUUUGCUCUACCCCGUUGGGUAGAAUAUGGAAAACGAGCCCAACUUUGUUGUUGUCAAAAAGACAACGUAACAAUUAAUAUGGAUACUUUUGUAAGACGCCUACAACCUGAAAAAUAUGAAUUGUGGUGUAAUGGAAAUGAUCAUGGUUAUCACCCAGAAGACCCCAACCAUAGUUGUGUAACAACUUAUUCUCGUUAAUAGUGUUUAUUUAUUUUUUAUGGUAGCUCAAGUUUUCAAGAGCAAAUUAGUUUUGAAUUUUAGUAUUUAAGAGGACGUCGUACCCGCAUAUGUUAUCUCCGUCUUACAAAUGCGUAACAUAGCAAAUAUUACGUUCAGAAGAUCACGGUUAACUCCUUUAAAUUGAAAAUUAGAGUGAAUUGACCUCUUUUGAAGUUUAAAAGUGAGAUUAUUAUCUAGGACAUCUCAUAGGCUUUUUAUUAUAUUUUAAUUUUAAAGCGAGUUAUGUGUGUUUUAAGACGUGCAAGCAAUUUACAAUUUUAAAAUACUCAUAACUUGCUUUAAAAUUAAAAUAUAAUAAAAAGCCUAUGAGAUGCCCUAGAUAAUAAUCUCACUUUUAAAUUUCAAAAGAGGUCAAUUCAUUCUAAUUUUCAAGCUGAAGGAGCUAAACGUGAUCUUCUGAGAGUACUAUUUGCCAUGUUACGCAUUUGUAAGACGGAGACAACAUAUGCGGGUACGACGUCCUCUUAAGUAUAAAUAACCAAAUAAUUUAUAUUAUGAGCAUUGUAUCCAAAAAGCCUUAAAUAUUUUUUUAUUUAAGA
Messenger RNA from Melanaphis sacchari, 1887 nucleotides. RefSeq names its product probable lysine-specific demethylase 4B. Bases 221 to 1306 code for a protein of 361 amino acids. Gene Ontology annotation, molecular function: histone H3K36 demethylase activity; histone H3K9 demethylase activity. Gene Ontology annotation, biological process: chromatin remodeling. Gene Ontology annotation, cellular component: nucleus. The record is from RefSeq and is a predicted model, not a curated record. The transcript has 7 exons. NCBI's taxonomy places the organism in Eukaryota, Metazoa, Arthropoda, Insecta, Hemiptera, Aphididae.